Molecule: messenger RNA, 3570 nt
Organism: Girardinichthys multiradiatus
Lineage: Eukaryota; Metazoa; Chordata; Actinopteri; Cyprinodontiformes; Goodeidae
Gene: elmo1
Product: engulfment and cell motility 1 (ced-12 homolog, C. elegans)
Exons: 24
Coding region: 465-2687 (740 amino acids)
Biological process (GO): actin filament organization; cell motility
Cellular component (GO): guanyl-nucleotide exchange factor complex; plasma membrane
Source: RefSeq, a predicted model, not a curated record
CAGCCGGCAGAAGAAAGGAGGAAGUGGAAACAUCAGCGCUCUCUCUUCAGGGUGGGAGGAAACACCAAUGAGUCGAAACACAGACACACACAAACUCUGGACAUCAGCGCUGUAGAGGAGGAAGAAGUGCCCUUCUCGACUCGACAGACUCAGCUGUGGCGCUGUCGCUUGUGGCCUGAGUGAAUCCUCCAUCUGUGCGCCACCUGCUUUACCUCGCAUCACCCUGGAUGCUCUGCGCUGUCCGCACAUCAGAGCUUUUUCCAUUUCCUGCAGAUGUUGCACACUGUCAGCACGCCCGGCCCAUAUCUUAGACUCACCUGCUGUGCUGCACAGAAGAAUAACGCGGCAUCAUCUCGGCUCACUGUGGCUCUCCGCAUGUAGAAAGGUUUGGAUGACCCAUCUCUAGAAGUGUUUGACAGAGGUGAGCAGCAGCGAGACCUGCGGCAAACACUCUCCCGGCAGCCAUGCCGCCGCCGGCAGACAUCGUCAAGGUGGCCAUUGAGUGGCCGGGGGCCUUCCCUAAGCUCAUGGAGAUAGACCAGAAAAAACCUCUUUCGGCCAUUAUUAAAGAAGUGUGUGAGGGGUGGUCUUUGGGAAACCAUGAAACCUUUGCUCUUCAGAUUGCCGAUGCAACCAACUUCUACAUCACAGAAAAGAAUCGCAAUGACAUCAAAAAUGGCUCCAUCCUGCGCCUAACCACUUCUCCUUACCAGACGGCCCUCCAGCUUCAUGAACGGAUUCAGUCAUCCAGCAUGGAUGCAAAGCUGGAGGCACUGAAAGACCUGGCCAACGCAUCCCGGGACAUCACCUUCGCGCAGGAGUUCAUCAAUCUGGAUGGCAUCUCGCUGCUCACACAGAUGGUGGAGAGCGGGACUGAGCGCUAUCAGAAACUUCAGAAGAUUAUGAAGCCAUGUUUCGGUGACCUGCUGUCCUUCACUUUGACGGCCUUUGUGGAGUUGAUGGACCAUGGGAUUGUCUCCUGGGACACGUUUUCUGUGGCCUUUAUCAAAAAGAUUGCCAGCUAUGUAAACAAGUCAGCUAUGGACACGGCAGUGCUGCAGCGCUCCCUGGCCAUCCUGGAGUCCAUGGUGCUCAACAGUCAGGAUCUUUACCACAAGGUGGCGCAAGAGAUCACAAUUGGACAGCUCAUCCCACAUCUUCAGGGGACUGAUCAAGACAUUCAGACCUACACCAUUGCCGUUAUCAACGCUCUGUUCCUUAAGGCUCCAGAGGAGAAAAGACAGUUUGAUGAGAACAUUGUGGAUAUCCUAAAUUGUCCCCUGACAGAGAUGGCCCACAUUCUAGCUCAGAAGCAGCUACGCUCCAUCAUUCUCACUAAUGUAAUCCGGAGCCCCACACCCAUUAAUGAUGAGAUGGCGCAUCAGCUGUACGUGUUGCAGGUGCUCAACUUCAACCUCCUUGAGGACCGCAUGAUGACCAAGAUGGAUCCUCAGGACCAGGCUCAGCGGGACAUCAUCUUUGAGCUUCGAAGAAUUGCCUUCGACGUGGAGUGCGAGCCCAACAACGGCGGCAGCAUCGAGAAACGCAAGUCCAUGUACACUCGAGACUACAAAAAGCUCGGCUUCAUUAAUCAUGUCAAUCCAGCUGUGGAUUUCACCCAGAUCCCUCCAGGCAUGCUGGCUCUCGAUAACAUGCUUUACUUUGCCAAACACCACCAGGAUGCUUACAUCAGGAUUGUCCUGGAGAACAGCAGCAGGGAAGACAAGCACGAAUGUCCAUUCGGCCGCAGCAGCAUCGAGCUGACCAAGAUGCUCUGCGAGAUCCUGAAAGUUGGCGAGCUUCCCAGUGAAAACUGUCAUGACUUCCACCCCAUGUUCUUCACACAUGAUCGCUCCUUUGAGGAAUUCUUCUGCAUCUGCAUCCAGCUGCUCAACAAGACCUGGAAGGAGAUGAGGGCCACAAGUGAAGACUUUAACAAAGUAAUGCAGGUGGUGAGAGAGCAGAUCAUGCGAGCGCUCUCUCUGAAGCCUAAUUCCUUGGACCAGUUCAAGAGUCGCCUGCAGAAUCUGAGCUACACAGAAAUUCUGAAGAUACGCCAGUCCGAGAGGAUGAAUCAGGAAGACUUCCAGUCCCGGCCCAUCUUGGAGCUGAGGGAAAAGAUCCAGCCAGAGAUCAUGGAGCUGAUCAAACAGCAGAGGCUCAACCGCUUGUGUGAGGGAACCUGUUUUAGGAAAAUAAGCAGUCGCAGGAGGCAAGAUAAAUUCUGGUACUGCCGGCUGUCUCCAAAUCAUAAAGUCCUGCACUAUGGAGAUCUUGAAGAGAGUCCACAGGGAGAGGUCCCCCAUGACUCUUUACAGGACAAAUUGCCUGUAGCUGAUAUCAAAGCUGUUAUCACUGGCAAAGACUGUCCUCACAUGAAGGAAAAAGGAGCCCUCAAGCAAAACAAGGAGGUGUUAGAGCUGGCCUUCUCUGUCCUCUACGAGUCGGAUGAAUACUUGAACUUCAUCGCUCCUGACAAGCAUGAGUACUGCGUAUGGACGGACGGUCUCAAUGCUCUCCUGGGAAAGGAGAUGAGCAGUGAUUACACCAAAACCGACAUGGACACCCUACUCUCCAUGGAGAUGAAGCUUCGCCUACUGGACCUAGAAAACAUCCAGAUUCCCGAGGCGCCUCCCCCGAUUCCCAAAGAACCUAGCAACUAUGACUUUGUUUAUGACUGUAACUAGGCCUGCACUCCCCCAAAAGCCUGAAACACAGCUCCCCCACCCAACCCAACCCAUCUGUAUUCACUGGACAACACCCAUCCCCUUCUCAAAAACUAGUAGAAGCAUAAACAAAAAGUGAGGGAUUCUUGAUUCUUGUUACAGCUUUGAAAGAGAAAAAAUGGAAAAUGUUGAUGUUAAUGUUUUGCACUUCAUUGACUUGGGGUUUAGGGGGGGGGUCAGUGUAGAGUCAUCAGGAUGGAGAAGAGAAGCCAGGGAGCGUUCUUUUGUUUCAUCUCCACAUCGCCACCAUCGCUUUCCUCCUGUGACUGAUGUUUCCAAACUUUCUCUGUUCCUUCCUUCCCACCCAAGCACUCCCUGUCUUCUUGCUUCUGUAGACAAACAUUUUGAAAUUUAAUUCUCUUCACGUCUUCUGUCUAUAGAUUUUUGUUUUGUUCCUUUUUUAUUUUUCCUCAGGGUUUUUUUUUUGUGAGGAGGGACAAAGAUUGCAGUGAUCAGGAUAAUGAUUUUGUAGUUAAAGAGCCUUUGAGAUGUAAAGGUUGUUUUUGGUCACCUUGUCAGAAGGUUUUAUUUUCUGUCACAUUUCCACUUAUUUUGUGGCAGCUAAAUGGAGGCUGAAUUACACCCAAUGGACCCAUAAGACGUUAAAAUACUUUAUUUUCUUGGCUCAGUCUCACUUUACACGUACUGAAGACUGUUUAAAUAAAGGUGAUCCUCAAAAUCCAACCACUUUACCACAGAAUGUUUUAUACACAUAUUGAUUUUAUUGCAAAAAGUGAUGCUCGUUACUUAUUGUACAUACAUACAUACAUACAUAGUGGCACUGCCGUGAAACAACUGUAGAAGAGCCACCAUUGUUAAAAAAACGCACUCUUGUCUCUCCCUA